AUGAACAGAAUAGAAACUAAAAUAAUUGGGAAUAAAGUUGUGUUUCCCAACGGAAAUCUGUAUCAGGAAAAGGUUACCACGCCUAGAGCUGAAGAUCUACUCUAUGUGGACGAGGCAGAAGAGGAAAAGUUAGAGGCGGUGACAAGUGAUCCUAUCUAUGAGGGUGGCAAUGUCUUCAAAACGGUGGCAACAAAGGCGAGUACCUAUGCAGAGGUCAGACAGUUUUACAAAAAAGUUAUGAGUGACCCGAACUCAGCCAACGCGCACCAUUUCGUCCUAGCAUACCGGAUACAAGAUGCACAAGGGAACAUCCGCGAUGGAUACUGCGAUGACGGAGAAUACGGCGCAGGUAGGAGAGUGGUCCGACUUUUAGGAGAUCAGAGUGCCACUAAGGCCGCAUUCGUUAUUUCAUCAUAUCGGGCCAAGGCGCUUCGAUAUCAUAUGCGAUGCCGUGCUCAAUGCUGCCAAUAA
Saccostrea cuccullata (small rock oyster) is the source of this 471-nucleotide messenger RNA. RefSeq lists its product as uncharacterized. The transcript has a single exon. The coding region runs from base 1 to 471 and encodes 156 amino acids. The record is from RefSeq and is a predicted model, not a curated record. Lineage: Eukaryota; Metazoa; Mollusca; Bivalvia; Ostreida; Ostreidae.